AAGCUUUACGACUAUUUUGGAGGCUGAUUCAAAAUGGAGUAGUAGAGAUUACAUCCUCAACAUCAUACUCUUUAUUCUCCUCUUCUAACAGUUUAAACACAAACAGCUUGUUACUAGUUAGAGAACAGGGAACCUCUGCAACAUGACAGAAGAGAAGAAGUCCGGCUCGCUGGGUUUCUUUUCGAGCUACGACGACCUGAGCGACAGCAGCGAUGGCAGCGACUCGGACGAGGAGGCAGAGAGUCGGAAGAAGAAAGCCGGGACUGAAGCAGCUGCUGGCGGCGGAGGAGGAGCGCAGUCCUCUGGACACGGGACCAAGCGAGCCGCCGGAGGAGCUCCGCUACCGCUACCCAAACCAGACGAGCUGUUCGGCUCCGUGUCCAAACCGGCUUUCCUCUACAACCCGCUGAACAAGGAGAUCGACUGGGAGAGUCUCACGGUCAAACCUCCAGAGGAGCCUGCCAGAGAGUUUAAGCCAUGGAAGACAAACGCUGUUCCCCCUCCUGAGAGCUACACCGCAGAGCCAGAGAGGAAGAAGGGACCUCCCCCAGGCAUGGACAUGGCUAUCAAGUGGUCCAAUGUGUAUGAAGACAACGGGGAAGAUGCACCACAACCGUUCACUGGCAACGCCCGGUUCUUACCCACAGAGGAGGAACCCUCCGGAUCAGAUGAGGAAUCAGAGAAGCAAGACCUGUCUGGCAAGAAACGUCGAGUGGAGACCUUCCAGCAGAAGGAGAAGAGGAAGAGGGACAUGGGACAAGCGACCUCCGACAAGAAUUUCGUAGAGGAGGAGAAAAGGAUCCUCAGGCAAAAUAUUGAUUGAGGCCUAAAGUCUCUUGCUACAAGGAAUUUGUUUCUUAUUUAAAUAUUUUAUGUCAGCCGAGAACGCUCACAGAUAUUAGCACAAUGGUCAAGUAGGUGGUGUGCUGCAAACAUAAACAGGCAUUUUACCUAUAUAUUGACAUCAUUUGCAAUAUUACGAUAUUUGUUGUGUUUUCAAAGGACUGUCAGCACACUU
Sebastes umbrosus (honeycomb rockfish) is the source of this 1018-nucleotide messenger RNA. RefSeq names its product chromosome 5 C1orf52 homolog (gene c5h1orf52). The transcript is spliced from 3 exons. The coding region runs from base 143 to 823 and encodes 226 amino acids. The record is from RefSeq and is a predicted model, not a curated record. Lineage: Eukaryota; Metazoa; Chordata; Actinopteri; Perciformes; Sebastidae.